Drosophila simulans is the source of this 2117-nucleotide messenger RNA. RefSeq lists its product as uncharacterized. Gene Ontology annotation, biological process: spermatogenesis. The transcript is spliced from 5 exons. Lineage: Eukaryota; Metazoa; Arthropoda; Insecta; Diptera; Drosophilidae. Bases 165 to 1895 code for a protein of 576 amino acids. The record is from RefSeq and is a predicted model, not a curated record.
ACAACGCAGGCGUUAUCGAUAACUCUGUGCAAUACUACGUUUACAGUUAGCUGUGCUGAUUAUUUGGAAGCGUGUUGGCGCAUUUUACACAUGAAUCAGUGCAUUCUAAUGAAAUAUACAGAAAACAGAAACGCAUAUCUGCAAAAUCACAAACAUUAAUCAGCAUGGAUGAUCGUGGAGAGUUAAGCUUGGUGAAGAAGGUGGUCCACUCGCUGGUGGUGUCCUCACCAGGAAAACUGACCGUCGAGCAGCUGAUGCGGGAUUACCUCAGCGAAGAGGGCUGCACUUUGCCCUACAGCAAACUGGGAUUCAAGGACGCCGAAACCUUUCUCCGAUCCAUUCCGGAUAUGGUUACGGUGACGGGCCACGGACAAAUGGCAUGGAUAAGUGCAGUAGCCACUGCCAAAUCAGCGCACAUUCAGCAAUUCGUCCGUUGCCAAAAGAAGUCCAAGAAUCGAAGCUUCCACAAACCCAAGUAUUGCUACGCCUCCGAGCCAUCCAAUCUGGUCUUCAUUAACGAACGCGCCUCUAAAAGUAAAAACAGGAAAGCUCCGUCCCAAACUUAUCAGACGCCCAGCAAUCUGAAACUUCCUGUUUCGUAUCCCAACUAUAGUCGACUAUUAUUUCCCGUCCAUAUGCCUGUUGUCUACGCUAAUAUUGACCAAAUGAUCAGCACCAGACAGCAACAGGUGCUAUAUAAUUAUCUGCAGUACAACUUUUAUCUUCAGUCGCUGAAUAAUCCGUAUGCCUUUCCGCAGAGUACUUUUAGACCACAAAGGACAAGCGUUCCAUGUAACGCCAACUCCAAGUCAUUGAAAGUUAAUGGUUGGUCACAGAACGGACGAAAACCGGAAGCCUCAAAGGAGCAAAACCAUCAGACACAUCCUGAAACAUCUACUGAGAAUAAGCAAGACGUGCCAGCUCAGGAAUUAGAGAAAGAAAACGAGGAAUUGGCCAAAGCUUUUGAAAACCUUUCCGUGGACGUUGCUCCCAUUGGUCACCAAGAAAAGCUAGAGUACGAAAUCUAUGAGGAUGAUGAAGACGAAUUUGUCAGGGACCCCUUUAUCUAUGGAGAGGUUAAAGAUCCAGAUCAAGUGCUUUCAUCCGAGGAUGGCUCUGAUGCUGUCAGGCCGCUGGAUCCGCCGGAGGAUUGCUUACACUACGCGUCUUCUGACGAUGGGGAUGAUGAAAAUGCCAUUCCAUCUUAUGCUGUGGACGAUCGGGUUCUAGGCGUUGACUACCCUAAGGAUGCGGUUCGUUCUGAUUUCACACUGCCUUCUCGCGUUAUUGAGUCCAUUAUUGAGGUACAGCAGCGCAUUAGGGUGCAGUUGGUGAGCUUGGUCAAUCCACACAAUUUCAACUUCUGGAUAUAUAACGAAGAGUUUAAAGACUACGAGUCACAGUUUGCCAAUAUGCAAACGUUUUAUGACAGUUGUGCCUCGGAAAAUUACACAAUGCCACUGUUUUUGAUAACUACGGAUCAUCUCUGUGUGGUUCGCGGUACGAGUGGCUGGGAAAGGGCCAGAGUAUUAGGCUACCGGUCCAGUAACAACAAAAUGUCAAUCGAGGUAGAGCUGGUGGACAUAGGCGACAUAAUCUGCGUGUGCCAGCGGAAUGUUAAGUUUCUGCUCAAGCAGUUCGCCUUGCUGCCACGGCAAUGUUUGUCCGGUCGAUUGGCGUUCAUAACGCAGUGGAAGGCUCCAAAAUGGUCCGCAGAAGUUGUUAGCUUCUUCCACGAGAUGAUAUUAUUGCGCCAACUUUACGCCAAGGUCGAAGCUAUUAAGAACAAUACUGCCUAUCUUGUGCUAGUUGAUACGGAAACACAUGCACACACUGUAAACUUAAAUAGAUCGCUCAUAGAAUCUGGUUGGGUGCGCCGCUGCACAAGUGCAUAGAUUUGUAUUAUAUUUAUAUUGCAUUAAUUACAUUAAUUGUGUGACUCACUGUUGAGCCCAAUUUAAGUUCCUAUCGUGUCGACAUGGAAUGUCGAACGGAUUGAUUAUGUUUCCCACAGUAUGACUUCAAUGAAACUCGUUAACGUAUUAUUUUAAGGCAAACGCUGUCCUUCUGCUUUCUUUUUAUUAGUUUACGUGUAAUAAAAUACUAGGUUACAUAAA